Pyrus x bretschneideri (Chinese white pear) is the source of this 2992-nucleotide messenger RNA. Its product is annotated as G-type lectin S-receptor-like serine/threonine-protein kinase At1g61420. Gene Ontology annotation, molecular function: protein kinase activity; ATP binding; polysaccharide binding. The transcript has 7 exons. Lineage: Eukaryota; Viridiplantae; Streptophyta; Magnoliopsida; Rosales; Rosaceae. The record is from RefSeq and is a predicted model, not a curated record. Gene Ontology annotation, biological process: protein phosphorylation. Bases 710 to 2662 code for a protein of 650 amino acids.
UCAUUUUUUAGUCGAAAUUCAAAUAUGAAUGCAGUGUGCAGACUUCAAACUUCGAACCCUAUGGUCCCUGCCGUUCGUCUCCCCUCCUUCGUACUUCUCUAUUUUCUGGCCGCUCCCCACUCCUCUUCCCCAACGCUCCUUCCCCUUUCUUUAUUUAUUUAUUUAUUUUUUUUUUUCAAAGUUCUAAGACCUAGCUGCAAAUAAGCCCCUUUCAAAUCUCUGAAGCUUCGUCUCAGUGUAAUUUCGCCGCUGAGGUUUGAGAAAUUCGAUGAAGAUGGGUCACGGUUUGCAGCUGGAGGUGGUUUGAGCUGUCGCAAGUCUAAGCCUAGAAGACAAGUGCAGGUUGAAGGUGGAGCAGCUGCAGGUAUAGGGGGAUAAGUCGCGGGGUUGCAGGGGCUGGUUGGCCAGGAUCGGCCUAUAUAAAAUAUGGGUUGUGCAGCCAUGGGUUGCUGCUGAAGGUUUGAAAAUUGCUGCGAUUUUGGGUUGAAGGUUGCAGAGGGAGUGGGGUCGGUGAUGAGAAGAGCUUCUGCAAAUUGAAGCUUGCUGCCGCAGGUCUGGGGCGUGGGAGGAGGGUGAGACCGUGGGUGGCUAGGGCCCGUGGGUCCGUCCCGUUGCUAUCCCUAAACCUGACUCUUAAUGUCUUUACUAGUUCCCCUAUUUCAUUUGAUGCUCCAAUCUCUUUGCUGAGUCUUUUCCUCCAACUUCCAUAAUGCAUUCCUUUCUCCUCCAAUCACUGUUUCCAUAUCUAUUGAUCGCUUCAGUCCUUUGGAUCAACCUCGAGUUAAGUCUAUGCCAGGGUGAUGAACAAUUCAAGAACUGCGGCAGCGCUGUGAAUUGUGGUGACGUCGGAGACAUCUCCUACCCCUUUUGGGGGUUAAACCGACCUAGUCACUGUGGUCAGCCAGGGUACGAGGUCCAAUGUCUAGACAACAUCCCUAUGAUCAACAUGAUGGGUGUGAGCUUUAGAAUUCUUCAAAUGAACACAACUAAUCCUCGGACCGUAAAGGUUGCUAGGCAGGAUUACUGGGGUACUAUAUGUCCUCCGACUUUCGUCAACACCGCCCUCAACUUCUCUCUGUUUAAUUAUGCUUCUGGUUAUACAAACGUGACGUUUUACUACCAAUGCAAUAGCACCAUAGAGCUUAGUAAGCAGUCCUGCAACAUAAGCAAUAAACUGAGCCCUGUUAUCUAUUUGACACGUCCGAUGACAGCUGGUGAGACAUCUUUGAACUGUACAGAUGAGGUUAUUGUUCCGGUUUAUACAGAAGCUGCUCUGGCUUUAGAGGCCAGUAAAACAACCGUCAACGAUGCGGUAAACGGGGGCUUCCCAUUGGAAUUGGAGAUUGACAACGAUAAUUGCAACAAAUGUUUGGAAUCAGGAGGACAGUGUGGGCUUAACACUACUACUAAUUCUGGAUUCAGUUGCUUUUGCCCAGAUCAAGCCUAUGCAUCCAUAUGUAAUGGAACUCAAUCCGGAGGUAAAGGAAAGCCAAUAAAGUUAAUUGUGAGCCUUACGGUUGUUUGUUUUAUCGGUGUAUUGGGUGCCAUAGUGUUCGGUUUGUGCAGGAUGAGAGCUAAGCAAAAAGGACACAUCAAAUUAACAAUGAAGCACAUCAAAAUAACAAGGGACACCCUUCAAGAAUAUAUAGGUGGAAAACAUGAUGAGCUACUGAUCUAUGAUUUUGAAAGCAUAUUAGUUGCCACGGACAAUUUCAGCACCGAAAACAAACUCGGGCAAGGAGGAUUUGGUCCAGUUUAUAAGGGUAAGCUAGCAGAAGGGAAGGAAAUAGCAGUAAAAAGACUAUCCAGUACCUCAGGACAAGGUGCAGUAGAGUUCAAGAAUGAAAUGAUGUUGAUCUCCAAUCUCCAACACAAAAAUCUGGUCAGAAUCAUCGGUUGCUGCGUUAAAGAGGACGAGAAGUUACUGAUUUAUGAGUUCAUGCCAAACAAAAGCUUGGAUACUUUUCUUUUCGAUUCGACGAGAAGAGCAGUGCUUGAUUGGGGUACACGUUUCAAUAUUAUUCAAGGUGUUGCUAGAGGGCUUGUUUAUCUCCAUCGUGAUUCCUAUUUGAAGGUAAUACAUAGAGAUCUAAAAGUAAGUAACAUUCUCUUGGAUGAGAAAAUGAACCCAAAAAUUUCAGAUUUUGGAUUGGCACGUGUGGUUGAAGGGACACAGAAUUUAGAAAAUACUCAAAGAGUUGUGGGAACGCGUGGAUAUAUAUCUCCAGAGUAUGCCAUGGGUGGAAUAUUUUCCCAAAAAUCUGAUGUCUACAGCUUUGGGGUCUUGGUAUUGGAGAUUAUUAGCAGCAAGAAGAAUACCGCCUUCUAUAUCUAUGAUCGACAGCUAGGCUUACUAGCCUAUGCAUGGCAGUUAUGGAAGGAAGGCAGGGAAUUGGAGUUGGUGGAUGAAAUGUUGGCGGCUGAUUCAUAUUCGGCUCCAGAAGUAAUGAAAUGUGUGCAUAUAGGGCUGCUUUGUGUACAGGAUAAUCCGAUGGAUAGGCCGAGCAUGCCGGAUGUAAUUUUUAUGCUAAAUGGUUCCACAAAUGUAAUUGGUGGUCCACAACCUAAACAGCCUCUAUUCACUAUCCAAAACACAGUCUCUCAUCCUCAACCACAGCCUUCGAAUAAUGAAGUUACAAUUACAAUGAUUGAAGGACGCUAAAUGUAUGCUCCUGACAGUGGUGGAGGUUGGGAUUUGCUCAUCCAUGUGAAUUUGGGUUGUGUUUGCUAGGAUUUGUAGUCAGGUCGUAUAAUUUGUUGUUUGCUUUCUUUUGUUGGUGCUUAGCUAAGCUUGGCCAAUCCUGCUUACUUAUGCAGCAAGAUGCUGAACCUGUAGUUAUAUUUUUUUUUUUUUUGGAGGGAAUUAGAGAGGAUUAGUUAUGAAGGAAAUUCAUCUUUGUAAUCCUACAUUAUGGAGAGAUUGAAACUCAUAAGUUUUCUUUAUGAGUAAUUGAUCUUUAACAUUUAUGAUGGACAUAAAUUUUUACCUUAA